Molecule: messenger RNA, 2102 nt
Organism: Prinia subflava (tawny-flanked prinia)
Lineage: Eukaryota; Metazoa; Chordata; Aves; Passeriformes; Cisticolidae
Gene: PRTFDC1
Product: phosphoribosyl transferase domain containing 1
Exons: 9
Coding region: 173-826 (217 amino acids)
Biological process (GO): purine ribonucleoside salvage
Cellular component (GO): cytosol
Molecular function (GO): hypoxanthine phosphoribosyltransferase activity
Source: RefSeq, a predicted model, not a curated record
CGCCGGCCCCGCCACGCCCGCCGGCCCCGGCCCCGCUGCGGCUGCCUGAGGGGGACGGGCGUGUUGGGCUGAGCCGCGCCUUUGGCUUCCGCCGUGAAAACACGGUCCGGUUCCACCCCGAGCGGCUCCUGUGGCCGUGGCUGUGCUUCUCCAGGCUCCUUGAGUACCGGGGAUGAGGAUCCUCAGGCAUCCCGAGAUUUCAGACAAUUGGCCUGGAUACAGUCUGGAUUUGUUCACUUAUCCUCAGCACUACUAUGGAGACCUGGAAUAUGUGCUCAUUCCUCAUGGCAUUAUUGUUGACAGGACAGAACGACUGGCAAAAGAUAUUAUGCAAGACAUUGGAGACAAUGAUAUUGUGGUUCUCUGUGUCCUCAAAGGUGGCUACAAGUUCUGUGCCGAUCUUGUGGAGCACUUUAAAAAUCUUAGCAGAAAUUCAGAAAGGUUCAUCUCCAUGAAAGUCGAUUUUGUUAGACUGAAAAGUUACCACAAUGAUCAGUCCAUGCAAGAUAUGCAGAUAAUCGGAGGAGAUGAUCUUUCAAAGCUGACUGGAAAGAAUGUUCUAAUUGUGGAGGAUAUUGUUGGAACUGGAAGGACCAUGAAGGUUCUGCUUAACAAUAUAGAAAAAUACAAGCCAAAAAUGAUUAAAGUGGCAAGUUUGUUGGUGAAAAGAACAUCUCGACCUGAUGGAUACAGACCAGAUUAUUACGGAUUUGAAAUUCCAGAUUUGUUUGUGGUAGGUUACGCCUUAGACUACAACGAGCACUUCAGAGAUCUAAACCACAUAUGUGUUAUCAAUGAUCAUGGCAAAAAAAAAUACAGAGUCUGAAGCAGUAACAUCUUUGAAGCAGUUUGAAGCAGUAACAUUCAGUAUACACCGGAAUAUUUCUGUGAAGCAGAAAUUUGACUACACUCCCUCAAGCAUCUCCCACAAAAGCGAUUCAACUGACUUGUAUGUCUUUUAACUCAGUAUAAUAAGGGGUUUGCUCUAGAGAUGCUGAUGAAUAUUUACAGAAGUGAGAGCUCUCAUCUAAAAUGUGAAGCAUAGGACUUUUACAGUUACUACCUUUAUUAAGUAUUAAAAUUACCACCUAAGAUGCCUUUGGACUAAUAACUUGUAUGCCUCAGGUCUCAUUGUGAAUGCAUCUUUUCUUUGCUCAGUUCUUCAUUCCACCUACUGCAAUUCAUGUACUUCACUGUGUUGCACAAGAUGGUUAAAAAGUGCCAUUCUGUGCAUGAAGAUUAUUUUACAAGAUUUUACUGACCUCAUCAUGCCUUUAGUCUUGAUCAGAUAUGUUGUUACCAAAUCGAAAGCAUUUUUUAAUUUAAUUCCACAAUUUAAAAGUUUCAGCUGAAGUUCUGUGUUGUGUUGCAGCUCAUUACCUACUCUUCCAAACAAAGUUUUAGCUCUCAGAAUGUGCUGAUUUAGAGUGCAGUCAAAUGAAUCUUUGCAAGACAAUGUUGAUCCAAAAUUGGAAGAUAUAGUGGUUCUGGUAUGUCAUGUAGCCAUAGAUCUGACCUGUUUAAUGUGCUGAAUUUUAAUCAAGACAAAACAAUGCCAGGCAGGUUUGAAUUUCUGCAUGGUAUCCUACUCUAGGACACGAACAAGUAUAAAAAUUAACAGUGUUAUCCUCAGCUUAUACUCUUAACUAAAUCUCAUUAAGCACAGAAGUUUAAUGUUAGUCUGACAACUAUUCAGUUAUGGUUUGAUUUUUGUAAUGUGUCUAAGUAGAGACUUUUUGUAACCAUCUAUCAUCUUUGAGAAUACAAAUUGACAAUACUGAAGAAGACUUGUAUAGAAAAAAAGAGAAAAUGGAUAGGACAACACAGAAAACCAGUUAAUGCAUAAGUGCUGUAGACUCUUGACUCCUUCCUUUAUAGAUUGUGUUUGAAGAAGUUUGUGAAUUUUACAUACUCUAUUAGCUGUGAAAAGUUUAAUUCUGUAUUGAAUAAGUGUUCUUAGAAACUUCCUGAGGGAAACCAAUGCAAAGUAAGUAGCUGUGUGUCAGUAGCUUUGCUCUGAACUGUGAGAGGCAGAUUGUUACUAACUGCAGAUUCCUAUAAACUAAUAAAGAAAUAUUAGGAAUACCUGUUACAUUGCACAG